GAAAUAGAUCUCCGGAUUGGAGCUUCUUUCACACGGUUUCAGACUAUGCUUUUGAGAGAUGCAUUUGUCCUUGAUUUUGCGUCAGAUAACCAAAAUAUUAUUUUAAGUUAUGGUCCUUGCCAGGUCACAAAUGUUGGACAGCAGGAGAGGCUUCACCAUCCCCCCCAUCCUUUAAGUACAUUAGAGCUUGAGAAGCGUGCUUCACGUUACUUCCGAAUGAGCUCAGAACGUACUAUGAAGGUGGCAGAAGAUCUUUACCAAGCUGGAUUUAUCAGUUAUCCUCGUACUGAGACGGAUUGCUUUACUGUGAGAACAGAGCUGCGUACAAUUGUGCAAGAACAGCAAGGACACCCAACAUGGGGCUCAUAUGCCCAACGGUUGCUGGAUCCUGAAGAAAACCUUUGGAGAGAUCCUAGUAAUGGUGGACAUGAUGACAAAGCCCAUCCUCCCAUCCACCCAACAAAGUUUUCUGCUGGAGAAUCUGGGUGGAGUCAAGAUCACAAAAACGUCUAUGAAUUGGUUGUUCGCCAUUUCCUGGCAUGUGUUUCUCAACCAGCUAUAGGAGCUGAAACUACAGUUAAUAUUGACAUUGCUGGUGAACAGUUCUCUGCAUCUGGGAGAGUGAUAAUAGCUAAAAAUUACUUGGAAGUAUAUCGAUUUGAGUCAUGGGGAAAUUCUAUGAUCCCAUCCUACAACACUGGGCAACAGUUUAUUCCGAGCUCAUUGACUCUCGAUUCAGGAGUUACAAGACCCCCACCUCUUCUAAGUGAGGCUGAUUUACUAAGUUGUAUGGAUAAGGCAGGUAUUGGAACCGAUGCAACAAUGCAUGACCACAUAAAAAAGCUUCUUGAUCGUUUUUAUGCCACUAAAGACUCAAGCAUGCGUUUCUCACCUACUAAACUUGGGGAAGCACUCGUAAUGGGAUAUGAUGACAUGGGAUAUGAGCUGUGGAAACCAGAUCUUCGUUCUCAGAUGGAAAGUGAUAUGAAAGCUGUUAGCAUCGGGGCAAAGAGGAAGGAAGAAAUUUUGGAUACUUGCCUACAGAAGAUGAAAACCUGCUUUUUGGAUGCGAAACUGAACAAAGGAAAAUUGUUUGAAGCCAUGGCAAUUUUCUUUGAUAGGUCAAACAGAUCCAGUGGCCAUGAGCAGCACACAAUUGGGGAGGUUGUUCGGAAAUGUAACCUCUGUCAGGAAUCAGAUAUGGUUCUCAGGAAAAAGCCGGAUGGAAAUUUCAUGGUUGGGUGCUUGGGCUUCCCACAAUGUAGAAAUGUUGUCUGGCUUCCAGGGCCCAUAUCAGAAGCCACAGUUACCACAAAUAUUUGCAGCACCUGCUCUCCAGGACCUGUUUACAUGAUUCAGUUCAAAUUUCGUCGGAUCGAAAUACCGCCGAACUACAGUGUUGAUCAUUUGGGCUGCAUUGGUGGAUGUGAUGACAUUCUGAAGCAGCUGGUAGAAGUAUGUGGAACUGGGUCCCGCAGCAACUCCACCAUUCCUGGAAGAGGACAAGGGCCUACACCAUCCUCCAGCAGCGCACGGCAAAGUAAUACCAGAAAUCAAGGUCCUUGGCAAACAGGGCGUUCUUCUGGUUCACAUCCUCCAGAGAAUUCACGAGGUCGUAAUUCACGAUCUCAGGGAGCUGUCUCACAAGAUGGCGCAGGAGAAUCUUCUAUUCCAUGUACCUCCUGUGGUUCACCUUGCAAUUUGCGCACGGCUAAUACUGCAGCUAAUAGAGGAAGGAAGUUCUAUUCAUGUCAGGCUCAGGGUUGCAACUUCUUCAUGUGGGAAGAUAAUGCUGCGAGUGGUAGGGGAGGAGGUAUCAGUAGAGAAGCUCCAAAUGGCAACAGCAGAAGAGGUGGCCGUGGGCGUGGCCGUGGCAGGGGUGGUGGUGGUAACCGAGGGGCGAAUGAUGGUGGGGCUUUUGUGUCUGCUACUGGUGAACCCAUAUCAGGCAGGUGUUUCGUAUGUGGUGAUCCCGGCCACUUUGCAAAUGCUUGCCCGACUCGCGCUUCGAGGCUUCCAAGUCAUCUACUGCUAGUUCAAAGCUUAAUUGAGUACCAGCAGUAA
Molecule: messenger RNA, 2064 nt
Organism: Striga hermonthica
Lineage: Eukaryota; Viridiplantae; Streptophyta; Magnoliopsida; Lamiales; Orobanchaceae
Source: the annotation of a GenBank genome assembly